GACGCCUAUCGCGACGCAUCUCGAGGCGUUAAUCUCUCGUAAACGGGGCGGCGCGUUUGAUCGUCGCCGAUCAGCUGUUUCAUUCCGCGACGAUCGGGGUUAUAUCCAGAGGUUACUGUCGCGCUCGAUUACGUAAAAUCGGCCGUGCAAAAUCAACAAACGAGGAAAAACAUCGGCCGGAUAUUUUGCGCGACACGUCGCGAGGCCCCAGCGGCUCCCGCGCGUGUCCUUAUCUCGAGAGAGAAAGAAUACGCAAAAGGCGACAAAUUCCGGUGUGCGUAAUCGCUAUUUGUGCGCGCGCGCGCACGCUGCCUCGUGACGACGAGAUCGAAUUCGCAGUCAAAGUUUCAAGAAAUCGAGAAAUUCGCGUCAGACGUCGAGAUUUACGACGUCAAUAUUUGACAAAUGUCGCGUUUUAUCCAUGCGUCAUUAGCGUCUUGUUAACAAUCUGUUAACGAUUUAUCAGUCGUUAGCGGUUUUACUCUGUCUACCGGCGGCCUCGAGCACGUAAAAAUGUACAAGGCGAGGACAGUAUUUAAUACGCUGGCCCCGUUGGCGCCGCGUAUAUGCGGACCCGAAAGAUACGCAUCCUGGGUCGUCCGCAGUCAUCCUUUGACCAGGACCAGUCAAGUGAUCUUCACGAAGACCGCGCGCAAAUAUAACAGUAGUGUGACAACAGAACCCUUCCUAAAUGGCAGUACGAGUUCUUACGUGGAGAAUAUGUACAAUGCGUGGCUACAGGAUCCGCACAGCGUGCACAUAUCAUGGGAUUCCUUCUUUCGAAACAGCACCGCUGGAGCUGCACCAGGGCUUGCAUAUCAGGCACCACCAUCCCUUGCUCCAAGCUACAAUCAAGUACCGCUCGGAGCUUUGUUGCCCCUGGGUGGCGGACCGCAACUCGGCCAGGCACCCGUCAACGAAAAAAUUAUCGAUGAUCAUCUAGCGGUGCAAGCUAUUAUUCGUUCUUAUCAGAUUCGUGGCCAUCAUAUCGCUAAAUUGGAUCCACUCGGCAUCAACAGCGCUGAUCUGGAUGAUAGACAUCCGCAAGAAUUACUCUAUACCCAUUAUUCAUUCGGGAAGAUACAACGUACUACUUUCUCACAGGAUCUACAAUAUCGGGUAGCUGUCCUAAUGCAAAAGGAGUCAGACAUGGAUCGCGUUUUUAAAUUGCCAUCGACCACGUUUAUCGGUGGCAAGGAGAAAUCGUUGCCGCUACGCGACAUCCUGAAACGGCUUGAGGCCGCUUACUGCGGCCACAUCGGUGUCGAGUUCAUGUUCAUCAACUCCUUGGAACAGUGCAACUGGAUCAGGCAGAAGAUGGAGACACCCGGAAUCAUGGAAAUGACCAACGAUGAGAAAAGGCUUAUUUUAGCAAGAUUGACACGCGCAACUGGAUUCGAAGCGUUUUUGGCGCGCAAAUGGUCCUCGGAGAAGAGAUUCGGCCUGGAGGGUUGUGAAAUUUUGAUUCCAGCUAUGAAACAAGUGAUCGACAAAUCCACGGAAUUGGGUGUCGAAUCGAUUGUUAUGGGUAUGCCUCACCGUGGUCGUCUUAAUGUUCUCGCUAACGUCUGUCGCAAACCGUUGAGCCAGAUAUUCACCCAAUUUGCUGCUCUUGAAGCCGCCGAUGAUGGUUCUGGUGAUGUGAAAUAUCACUUGGGUACAUACAUCGAGCGGCUGAAUCGCGUAACGAAUAAGAACAUUCGUCUCGCCGUGGUUGCGAAUCCAUCGCACUUGGAGGCUGUAGAUCCGGUGGUUCAAGGCAAAACGCGCGCCGAACAAUUUUAUCGUGGCGAUGGCGAAGGGAAGAAGGUGAUGUCCAUUCUUCUUCACGGAGAUGCAGCGUUCUGCGGUCAAGGCAUUGUCUUCGAGACAAUGCAUCUAUCCGACCUCCCUGAUUACACCACUCACGGUACUAUUCACAUUGUCGUGAAUAAUCAAAUUGGAUUCACCACGGAUCCAAGGCAUUCACGAUCAUCGCCAUAUUGUACUGACGUAGCUCGAGUGGUGAACGCGCCCAUCUUCCACGUGAACUCCGACGAUCCCGAGGCCGUGAUGCAUGUGUGUAAAGUAGCGGCGGAAUGGAGGGCCACCUUCCACAAGGAUGUUGUGAUCGAUCUAGUUUCCUAUAGACGUAACGGUCACAACGAGAUCGACGAGCCGAUGUUUACGCAACCUCUGAUGUACCGCAAGAUCAAGGAUACUCCGCCAGCUCUCGACAAAUACGCUAAUUCGCUCAUUACCGAUGGCGUCGUUACUCCUGAGGAAGUAAAGGAUGUUAAGGCUAAAUACGAAAAGAUUUGCGAAGAAGCGUAUAAUAACGCCAGGCAGGAAACAAACAUCAAGUACAAGGACUGGUUGGACUCGCCAUGGUCUGGUUUCUUCGAAGGAAAAGAUCCAUUGAAGGCAUCACCCACUGGUAUUAAAGAAGACACACUCGUACACAUUGGCAAAAAAUUCUCGUCGCCACCGCCGAAUGCCGCUGAGUUUAUCAUCCACAAAGGUAUCGAGCGUAUUUUAAAGGCUCGCAUGGAAAUGAUCGAGGCUAGAACUGUUGAUUGGGCUCUCGGCGAAGCUAUGGCUUUUGGAUCUCUCCUUAAAGAAGGUAUCCACGUCCGUUUGUCAGGCCAGGAUGUGGAGAGAGGCACAUUCUCACACAGACAUAACGUACUACAUCAUCAGAAAGUCGACAAAGCAACUUACAGGCCACUCUGCUAUCUGUAUCCCGAUCAGGCACCUUACACAGUGUGCAACAGCUCCUUAUCCGAAUUUGGCGUCCUUGGAUUCGAGUUAGGCUAUUCUAUGACAAAUCCUAACGCAUUGGUAUGCUGGGAAGCUCAAUUCGGAGAUUUCAACAAUACAGCGCAAUGUAUAAUCGAUCAGUUUAUCAGCAGCGGUCAAGCCAAGUGGGUUAGGCAAUCCGGUUUGGUCAUGUUACAACCUCACGGUCUCGAAGGAAUGGGUCCUGAACACUCUAGUGCUCGUCUAGAACGUUUCCUUCAAAUGUCUGCUGAUGAUCCGGAUUACUUCCCACCUGAAAGCGAAGAGUUUGCCGUGCGUCAGCUGCAUGAUAUCAACUGGAUCGUUGCAAAUUGCAGCACACCGGCCAAUUACUUCCACAUUCUGAGACGGCAGAUCGCGCUGCCGUUCAGGAAGCCAUUGGUCCUAAUGACACCAAAGUCGCUGCUCCGUCAUCCGGAGGCCAAGUCCAGCUUUGAUUUGAUGUUAGAAGAUACUCACUUCCUCAGAGUGAUACCGGAAGAGGGUACGGCAGCCCAGAAUCCCAACAACGUCAAGAAGCUGCUGUUCUGCUCUGGAAAGGUUUAUUACGAUCUGAAGAAAGCUCGCGCUGAACGGAAUUUGGAUGACAAGAUUGCGAUUGCCAGAGUGGAACAGAUUUCGCCCUUCCCGUACGAUCUUGUCAAGAAAGAAGCUGCAAAGUAUCCCAAUGCAGAAUUGUUGUGGUCUCAGGAAGAACAUAAGAAUCAAGGCGGGUGGACUUACGUGCAGCCAAGAUUCCACACGGCGCUCAAUGGCACCCGAAGUGUAACCGGUGCGUCAGAAAGUGAGAGUGAUCGAGGAUGGUUAGCUGAUUUGUUUUCGUCACCAAAACCGAAAAAAACCACAAUUGUGUCAGAGCAGUCAACAGAACCUACUGAACCAAAGCAGAGAACAGUGAGCUAUGCUGGACGUCCUACAUCGUCAUCACCCGCAACUGGCAGUAAAGUGCAACAUCUCAAGGAACUCAAGCAACUACUUGACGACUCCCUUAAUUUUUAAUGAUUUUUUUUAGCGCUAUAUGUAGAAAACUGAAGAUUUAUUUAUUUUUCUCAUAAUGUAUGCAUUACAAUAUCUUUGUGUCCUGCUCGUCAUAUAACAUACAACAGAGAUUAUACCGUAGUCGUUUAAACAACUUCUUCAUAGUGGCGUCUCUUACAUUUAAGUUUGCAUGCGCACGAAUGUAUCAUGUUCGUUCGUUAAAAAAAUCUGCGUUUUUAUAACUCUACACAAUAUAUGGGCAGUAUAAACUUAACUAAAUAUGGUAGUCUUCAGUUACUACUUACUAUCCGAUAAUUGAUCGUUAGGUUUUUCUUAUUUUUAAGAAUAUCUUUUAGCUAUUUAUACUACUGAUUUAUGAUGAGCAACUUUUAUCUAUAUAUGCAUUUCUUAUUUAUAUGUGUUAUAAUCUGCACAUUUUGUUCUUAAUAAACAACUCGAUUACGCAUAUGUAUGCUGCUUGAUGUGCACGAUUGAAAAAGCAGUAGAACUUUUAAUCAGUAUCUCGUCGUCAGUUAAUUUUACAGAUAUAUAUAUCUAUCAAAAUAUCUUUGGUUUAUAUAUACACAUAUAAUGCCUUUUUGUUUAUAUAUACAUACAUAUGGAUAAAAGAGAAAUACUUGCUAGUCGAUUGAUCUUUACAUAACAUGAGACAUUCGUGCGUCAGUCAUCCUCAGUACUUCAUUUUAUUUGUACUUUAUUGAAUUAAUCUCUUGUGUAAAAUUGAUAAGUUAUAAAAGGAAAAAAGUAUUAUUAAUUUAUAACGAUGUUACGUAGCGCGUACAUUUUAACGAAUAGCAAUUAUUCUGAAGCAUACUUUCACAAAAUAACUGUCCAUGGCAAAAGGCUAUGAGAAAACACAUGGCAAUUUUUUUUUCUUUUAGUAAUUUAUGCCAUGGAAAUAGUUGCCAAUUACUUUAACUUUUUAUUCUUACUGUAUUCUUGUAAAAGGUUAAAUAAUUGGCGGUUUUGCAGUGCGUUUUUGACGCAGACGUGUGACGUAGCACUAUUACUCGAGUUAUCUCGCAGUUUCAGUUACACUAACGCAAUAUUAAAUUGAAGGGUGUUUCAAUUUUCAAUGUUGUGUAAGCUUAAAAAAAGUGUGUCAACCGAAAUCUUAGUGCUACCCCAUGGACAGUAUCAGUGAAUGCUUCAGUAAAAGGUUGAGAAUAAAGGAUUGAGAGUAGAAGACAAAUUAGUAAUACUUAAAUAGCAUCUUUAGGGAUUAAUUUUAAUAAUUAUUAUUUAACCGGGGCAUCUAUGGCUCGUAUGGGUCGCUGUGCGUAGUAUGCAAAGAUGUGCAUAUGCACGGUAUAUUUAUAUUCUUCUAUCUGUACUAUUUAAAGAUGAGACGCGAAGGUAUUUUGAGAAGUAUCGUUACACACCUUAUUGACUGGAAGAAAGUAUUGUUACUUGACGCGUAAUAUUUGUUUUAUGAUGCGCGGGGAUGAAUCAGUCUUAUUUUGCUUGAUGCAUAUGGAGUGAUAUUUAUGUGACAUCUCACGAUCUAGCACGAUAUUAUUAUUUAGACGGCCCAAUGAAAGUUGCAGUACCUAUCGUUACACUUGUUCCUACUCGUUACAUCAUCGUGUGCGUUUAUAACGAUUAGUACGAGAGCACACGUGGGUGAAAAUGUUAAACAGAAACAGAUUUCCUCCCUCCCAAGUAAGUAUCUGACACUUUAAAAUUUGGUUUGGCGCAAACCGCUGAUAUUAUUCCCGAUAUUGUAGCAUUUUAUUGCUGAUUUAAUUAAAUUGUCUCACACAUCUGA
Messenger RNA from Nylanderia fulva, 5545 nucleotides. It is a transcript of the gene Nc73EF, whose product is annotated as oxoglutarate dehydrogenase Nc73EF. The record is from RefSeq and is a predicted model, not a curated record. Gene Ontology annotation, molecular function: oxoglutarate dehydrogenase (succinyl-transferring) activity; thiamine pyrophosphate binding. Gene Ontology annotation, cellular component: mitochondrion; oxoglutarate dehydrogenase complex. Lineage: Eukaryota; Metazoa; Arthropoda; Insecta; Hymenoptera; Formicidae. Gene Ontology annotation, biological process: tricarboxylic acid cycle.